Molecule: messenger RNA, 1821 nt
Organism: Cucumis melo (muskmelon)
Lineage: Eukaryota; Viridiplantae; Streptophyta; Magnoliopsida; Cucurbitales; Cucurbitaceae
Product: shaggy-related protein kinase zeta
Exons: 12
Coding region: 88-1365 (425 amino acids)
Biological process (GO): signal transduction; protein phosphorylation
Cellular component (GO): cytoplasm
Molecular function (GO): protein serine/threonine kinase activity; ATP binding
Source: RefSeq, a predicted model, not a curated record
AAUAAUAAAAAAACCGAAAAUCGGAAAGAAAUAGAAAUAGAAAUAGAGAGAGAAAGUAGAGAGAGAAAGAGAGAGCUCUACUCUCACAUGGCCUCCUUGCCAUUAGGGCCUCGCCAUCAACCUCCACCACAGCCACAGUCACAGCCACAAGUACAGCUGCUUCAACACCCUCAACCUGAAAAUGACCGUCUAAAUCUCAACUCUCACCGUACCUCAGCAAUGGACACCGAUAAGGAAAUGUCAGCUGCAGUGAUUGAAGGGAAUGAUGCAGUAACUGGUCAUAUCAUUUCCACUACAAUCGGUGGCAAAAAUGGUGAACCAAAACAGACAAUCAGUUACAUGGCUGAGCGUGUGGUGGGUAGUGGCUCAUUUGGAAUUGUAUUCCAGGCAAAAUGCUUGGAAACAGGAGAAACGGUCGCCAUUAAGAAGGUUUUACAGGAUAAACGUUAUAAAAACAGGGAGCUGCAACUAAUGCGUCUGAUGGAUCACCCAAAUGUGGUUUCUCUAAAGCAUUGCUUCUUCUCGACAACUAGUAAAGAUGAGCUUUUCUUGAAUUUGGUUAUGGAAUACGUUCCUCAGAAUAUGUAUCAUGUUCUUAAGCACUACAACAGCAUGAAUCAGAGGAUGCCACUCAUCUACGUGAAACUGUACACAUAUCAAAUCUUUAGGGGCCUUGCAUAUAUUCAUUCGGUUCCUGGGGUCUGCCAUAGGGAUGUGAAGCCUCAAAAUCUUUUGGUCGAUACUCUAACUCAUCAGGUUAAGAUUUGCGACUUUGGAAGUGCGAAAGUACUGAUUAAGGGUGAAGCAAAUAUAUCAUAUAUAUGCUCACGUUAUUAUCGAGCUCCAGAACUCAUAUUUGGUGCAACAGAAUACACAACCUCAAUUGAUAUUUGGUCGGCCGGUUGUGUCCUUGCUGAACUUCUUCUGGGCCAGCCGUUGUUUCCUGGAGAAAAUGCGGUGGACCAACUUGUGGAGAUAAUCAAGGUUCUUGGUACUCCAACUCGGGAAGAAAUUCGAUGUAUGAAUCCAAAUUACACGGACUUCAGGUUCCCUCAGAUUAAAGCCCAUCCAUGGCACAAGGUUUUUCACAAGCGAAUGCCUCCUGAAGCUAUUGAUCUUGCUUCACGUCUGCUUCAAUAUUCUCCAAGUCUUCGUUGCACAGCUCUAGAAGCAUGUGCUCAUCCUUUCUUUGAUGAGCUACGGGAGGCCAAUGUCCGCCUCCCUAACAACCGUCCAUUGCCCCCUCUGUUCAACUUUAAGCAAGAAUUAGCUGGAGCAUCCCCUGAACUGAUCAGCAGGCUGCUACCAGAGUAUGUGCGAAGACAGAUUGGUCUUGGUCUUCAACAUCAGCAGGCAAGUACAUAAAAAACUGAAGACACGAAUCAACAUAUAAGUUCCAUUUAUUGGGUGGAUGAAUGGAUGGAUGGAUCAAAUGCAAACAAAAAAGUUCCUUGCAGUCUAGAUAAAACCAAGUGGGUAUCUUGGCCCAACUCUGUUCCUGAGAUGAUUUACAAACACAUAGCACUCGCUGUUUGGCUUAGCAUGGAAAUUGUGAUAUCAACUACUUUAUUUUAGCCAAUACAUAUUGAUUUUGUAUUCCCAAUGUCUAGAUUUUUUUUUUUCUUUUGUUUUUCGAUCUGUAAAAUCGGAGAAAGUGAAAAGUGUAUGACUGAAAAGGGUAUGAUUCAUGUUUCUAACUAGGCUGUGCCUCCAAGAAAAGCUUAAUAGGAGCUUAUUGGUAGGCUUCGAAUUCGAAUUGUUUUGUCCUGAUAAGUUUUUCUGUAUGUAUUAUUUAGUCUGUUUCCUAGUCAUAUUAAAGUA